Rotaria sp. Silwood2 is the source of this 531-nucleotide messenger RNA. Lineage: Eukaryota; Metazoa; Rotifera; Eurotatoria; Philodinida; Philodinidae. The record is from the annotation of a GenBank genome assembly.
AUGAUGAAAGAUCAUUCAAAUGCUCUACUUGCCAUACAAGCAUUCGUUUUGGCCUCGCGUUCCUUCAAAUCUAUAGCUGAAAUUUGUCGUCGAGCAGUUAACAAUCAACUCAUAGUGGUUCUUUUCGAACUUAAAUUAUCUGAUAAGGCAUUUGUAGCAUCUUCCAACUCAAACACAGUUAUUUUCGGUCUUGGUACUCUCUUUCGAUUGGUUUCGGUGGAUUCACGUCCCGAUGGUGUCUGGCGAGUUCAACUUGAGAUUGCGAAUAUGGAAAUGCAAAGUAUUAGAGACCAACUUCGAAUCGAAAUCGGCAGUAAUCUUACAUGGCUGACAUUUGGAAACUAUUUAGCUGCUUUCAAACGAUUCAGUGCUGCUCAACACUACUAUGAGUAUCUUCAGCAAAUGCUUCCACGAGAACAUCCAAGUCUUGCACCGAUUUACAACAACAUCGACUUGAUGUAUUCGAAAAAGAAGGAUGACAUGGCAGCAUUUGAAUUGCUUAAAAAGGCAUUAAAAGUGAAAAUUCCUUAG